Stomoxys calcitrans (stable fly) is the source of this 4069-nucleotide messenger RNA. Its product is annotated as integrin alpha-PS3. Gene Ontology annotation, biological process: cell adhesion mediated by integrin; cell-cell adhesion; integrin-mediated signaling pathway. The coding region runs from base 186 to 3548 and encodes 1120 amino acids. The record is from RefSeq and is a predicted model, not a curated record. Gene Ontology annotation, molecular function: integrin binding. The transcript is spliced from 9 exons. Lineage: Eukaryota; Metazoa; Arthropoda; Insecta; Diptera; Muscidae. Gene Ontology annotation, cellular component: external side of plasma membrane; integrin complex.
UUAUUCAACGGCCGUGCGAACAGAACGUCUAGUACGACUUACGCCACCCACAAGUGGGGUAGUAGGAAACGAUUUCAUCUACAAGCGAUCGGAAAUUUAAACGAUUAGCGGAAAAAAAGUGUCACAGGUGUUUGUGUUUUAAGAAAAUAAAGAAAACAUAAUCAAAAAGUUGCCAGCAUAAAAUAAUGCUGCUAUCAAACAUAAAAAUGUCAAUCUUUGGCUAUCUGAUAGUCAUAUUGUGUUGUAGCAUCGAUGUUGAAAGCUUCAAUAUUUCGCCGAAACCAAAUGUUAUCAUCAAAGAUCCUGGCUUUGUCACAGAUAUGAAGAAAUACGAAUCCUCUUACUUUGGUUUUGCCAUGAAUUUAAGGCCUUUGGGAAUUAUUGUUGGUGCACCCCGUGCUCAAUCGACCUUGGAGUCACAACGUACAAUCAAUGAGACGGGUGCAAUAUAUCGUUGCCCCAUCUUUGGAACGACUCAAUGUAAUACAUAUGUUUUCGAAGAUCGUGGUAACUUCGAUCUACCUUCGGGCGACUAUUCUUACGAUUCUGAAAAGCGUGAUUUCCAAUGGCUGGGGGCAGCCAUAGAUGGUGGGCCGACGGACUCGGAUAAGCUAAUAGUUUGCGCACCACGUUUCAUAACUCCUAUACCAACUGAGUAUUUAAUGCAUGGUGUCUGCUAUUGGAUCAAGAACACACUAGCCGAAAAUCCUCAGAAUGUAACAAAAAUAUCUCCACUGCGAGGUACAAAGGACCAAGUUGUAUAUGAGAAUGGAGAACGCAUUUACAACUACAUAUUGGCCGAACAGGGUCUAAGUGUGCACAUCACACCCGACAACGAGGAGUUUCUAAUUGGUGCCCCGGGCAUUCACACAUGGAAAGGCUCGAUUAUACGCUAUCGAAAAUCAGUGGAGACCGAUGAGCCCAGUUUAAGUCGUCGCGAUACCAGUCGAGUUUCACGCAUCAAUCGGCAGGCAGAUGUUGAACCUGGUCCAAUGACAAAGUACGAAACAGAUGUUCCGAAUCCCUACAAAUUCGGCCAACCUGAUGACUCAUAUUUUGGUUAUUCGGUUAGUUCGGGAUAUUUUGAUUCGAACAAUAACAAAAAACUGUUGUAUGUAGCCACAGCACCACAAGCCAAUCACCAGGCUGGAGAGGCUUAUAUUUUUGAUCUGGCCGGAGAAAAGUUAACAAAGCUAUUUGUAUUUCGCGGCACCGAAUUUGGGGAAUAUUUUGGCUAUGCAGUUCUAGCAGAGGAUAUCAACGGUGACGGCCUGACAGAUGUCAUUGUUUCGGCGCCGCAGCAUAGUAUCUCAGGAAUGUUCGAUGAUGGCGCAAUCUACGUUUUUCUCAAUCAAGGAAAUUUAAACUUCGAUCGGAAGAUAAUGGUCUCACCGGUAAGGGGGAAGGCAAGAUUCGGCACCACACUCACUUCUUUGGGUGAUAUCAAUCACGAUGGAUUUAAUGACAUUGCCGUUGGUGCACCAUUUGCAAACGAUGGCUCCGUUUUUGUAUACCUUGGUGGGGAACGUGGCUUACGCGAUCACCACAGCCAACAUUUUCCUUUCACGGGAACUGCGAAUCCUGCUUAUGGAUCAGCUAUGUUUGGCCAUGGCAUUGCCAAGGGCUCGGACAUCGAUGGCAAUGGGUUCAAUGAUUUCGCCAUUGGAGCUCCCAAUGCCGAAACAGUAUUUGUGUAUCGCUCGUAUCCGGUAGUUUCUAUCAAGGCAACCAUAUCGUCGCAAACGCGUGAGAUUAAGCCCGAGCAGACCUCAUUCCCGGUGACUGUGUGCUACAGCAUUGCAACUACAUCGACCAAAAUGAAAUCGCAGGACUUGGCCAUGCAUGUGGUGCUCGAUUCCCAAGUGAAACGAGUUACAAUCGCUUCUACGAGCAGCAAUGAAAUGCAAUUCAACGUCACUGCCACCACCCAGACCCAAUGCAAGGUAUUCGAUUGCAAUGUGCGCUUUAGCGUUGGCGAUAUCUUCAAGCCCAUUGAAAUGGAACUGCAUUAUGGACUGAUUAAGGGAGUACCCAAUUCUGAAGUAUUCUGUGAGAGUUGUGCUGCCGUAGAUCCCGCAGAACCCAAAUCAACCACUGAAAAAAUAAUCUUCAGCACCGGAUGUGCCACUGCGAUAUGUGUAGCUGAUUUGCAAGUCAAAAGCAAUCUGGACCACACCUUCAUCUUGGGCAGUAGUCGCACCUUCAGUGUCUCAUACGAAGUGGCUAACAAUGGCGAAACUGCCUAUUUACCCCAAAUCAAUAUCACUUCCUCCAACCAUAUGCCGUUUGCAAAAAUACCAUCAAAUUGCAAACUAAAUCAACAGGACUCAUCUCUGCUCUGCGAUCUGAACCGUGGCCAACCUAUGGGAAAAGGCUCCAAGGACUCUAUCAACGUUAUCUUCGACACUAGCAGCAUAACUGGGCAGAGUAUGACUUUAAUGGCAAAAGUCUUCAGUACUGGCAAAGAACUGAAUGCAUCCGAUAAUGUUGCUUCAGAUGUGAUUGCUCUAAAGGAGUAUACAGAAAUCGACGCUGUUGGAAAACCAUCGACGGAACCUAUUAAUCUGGAAAAAAUGACGGGUUCUGCAGAAGUUAUUAAUGUUUACGAUGUGAAAAGUAUUGGACCCAGCACGAUGGGCUCUAUUCGCAUUGUCUUUGAUAUACCUGUGGCCUACACCAUACCCGGAAGUACCAAAAAUGUCCAAAUUAUUGAUAUGAACAACAUCACCAUGCAAGCUGUGCACGAUUCCCAAAUCAAAGAUGUCCAAUUCUUCCAAAACUCCACACAAAUCUUGACGAACGCUGUAGAGAAGACUGCCAGUUUCUCAACGCAAUUCACUACAAAAUUGUCAAAAGAUGGUGGCAGCAAUGGUAUGCAUUAUAACGCCAUUAAUAUGGGUCAUGUGAAUGAGUUUAACGUUAAGGAGGAGUCCUUGGGAAAUUCCGUGAUGGCCAGUGUGGCGUCCUACCGUCGUAGACGUCGCGAUGCCACAGCUUUUACAGCGAACAAAGAAAACUACGCCCGCAUUGCAAACACCAAAUCAUACGAAUUACUCAGCGACGAUUUGAAAGGUACUCUUCCGGUUAACCGCACGAUUGUUUUCAACUGCAAUGAUCCAGAAACGACUUUGUGCGUUCGUGCUGUUGUUUCACUGUACGAUUUUAAGCCCAACAAACCAUUGACGGUGACAAUGAAAUAUCACGUGGAUCUUAAUGAAGUUAAUCAGAUCCUUAUCGAACCUUGGGAGUUCUUUGUGAUCGUUGUAGGACUUGAUGUUCAAAAGAGUGGCGAUCCUUUGGCCACAACAUUUGUAGUAAACAAAAACAUCAAAUACAAUAUCAUUUCGAAGCAUCAACUGUAUGGCACACCCAUAUGGGUUAUAGUUUUGGCAGUCCUUGGCGGUUUACUGGCCUUAGCUCUUAUCACAUAUGCCAUGUACAGGGCUGGAUUCUUUAAACGAGCUACCAAGGAAGAAAUGGACAAGUUAAUGCACCAAGCUGAAUUAUCGACUGAUGGUGUUACAGAGGCAUCGAAUUUAAAUACAUAGGACAAUCAAGGAUCAUAAACUGUAUGACCUGUCCGUAGCAGUAAUUGCUUAAGCCUUGUGCCAUUUUUGCCAAUAUCCAUCAUUCACUUAGUCUUACUCUUGCACUUUUUUGUUCUGUUCCUUAUAUGCUUGUAAGCAAUUUUACACAUCACUUAUGACGAAAUUGAAGUUGCCAGGUAUUCCAAAAUACCCAAAUUAAAAGUGCUAGUUUUAGAUUUUGUUUAGUUAUUUAUUUGUUCAGUAUUAUAAGGAAUUCUUCAACGACUAUGUAUAUACCUAUUUUAAAAAAUUAAACAUUUAAAAUAUGUUUUAAUCACAAUUAAAUCGUAUUCUAAGGUUGUAACUAUCUGAAAUUUUAAUGGCAGCUCAGGUUGUGUCUUCCUUUACAUACUCAUAAACGCACUUUACUAUAUAUCUAAAGUCUCUGCUUCUUAGCGCAUUAUUCAGCUGAAAUGACAUAUGAUGUACUCUAUUAUAAUAUUUUUUUAUAUAAUUUAAAUAAACUGUGUUUUUUACGAAAA